ACUCUUUCUCGCAUGCCCUGAAUCCAUCAACCAGAGAUCCGGAGUGUGACCGAGUUCAACGCGGACGAAAAGCUUAAGUUUAUCUGCACUGUGGCUAACAUCUCCAAGUGCCAACUCUGAACUUCGGAAGCGUCCAAGAACUACAAAGAGCUGGGACCGUUCAUUCUGACGAUUGAAUUGAUCUCACACGGUUCAACAUGGCAGCAGGACCGCAUACAUUUGUUGUUGCUGAUGUCUUUGCAUCGGAAAGAUAUCUCGGCAAUCAACUUGCCAUCGUCAGCAUUCGUAGCAACGCGCUCACUUAUCAACAAAAAAGACAGAUCGCCAAAGAAUUCAAUCAUUCAACGACAGCAUUCCUCCAUGAUAGCCCUCACCCAUAUCAACCGCGCAAACUCGAACUGUUCAGCUCCAAAGGUGAACGGCAUUUCGCCGCUGAUGCCGUCCUAGGAACGGCUCAGUAUAUUUUCCAAUGCCUAGCGACAAACGAAGAUGCCACCGCUCUUCCCAGUCCUAACAUCGCCUCUGGGAGUAAACCCGGAGCGAAACUAUCCAAAUGUGCUUUGCAGACAAAAUCAGGCGCGAUCCAUGCAUUCUUCGACCCGGCAAGACAAGUCACUGCCAUCGAAGUCCCCUUCGACAUCCACGUCCAUGCCAAAGAGACGUCGAAAGACGAAAUUCUCGCCGUGCAGCGCAAACUCGGCACAAGUCCGCAGAUAGAUAAAAUGAAAGCAUCAUACUCGGUCGUAUCUAUUUACGAAGGUGUAACAUUCACCCUGGUCGACUUCACCAAUUGCCCCACCCUGAUUAGCCUCCUCCAGCCAAGCGAAGCCCCGGAGCCGAACCUCGACGCUGGAUGGAGAGCAGCACCAGUGGGAGAUGAUGGUGGCGGUGAUUCUCCAUCGCCAUCUUCUUUCUACGGCGCGGUAUAUUUUAUCCAACUCCAAACCGAUUUCACCGAAGAACCGUACAUUACCAGGUUAGAAGCCCGUGUCAUCGCUGACGGGGUGGAAGAAGCGGCUAGCGCGAGCGGAUGCUGUGCGCUGGCGGCACAUCUAGCGAUGCAGAAGGGUGGGAAGAAUUCGAGACAUGCGUAUGCCAUUGAGCAAGGGAUCGAAAUGGGGCGGAAGAGCCAACUUUGCAUUGAAGUGAGAUUGAACGAGCAAGGUUCGGGGGUGUCGAGGAUUACACUUUCGGGGAGGGCGACAAUGGUGAUGGAGGGGAAGCUAUUGUAAUGUUUAAGGGAGACGUUGACUGCGGCUCUUUUGCCCUCUUGUUUUUCAUUGCUUUUCGGAGCUGUGUCACGAUCAAUCUACUGGGUUCGCAUUUUACAUCAAAUUCAGGGCAAAUUGGUCCAUAUAUACUAAGUUACCCCCUCUCAUUGCCAAUCACAAAUUUCACCUAGAUGCUCUACAUA
Molecule: messenger RNA, 1414 nt
Organism: Coccidioides immitis RS
Lineage: Eukaryota; Fungi; Ascomycota; Eurotiomycetes; Onygenales; Onygenaceae
Exons: 4
Coding region: 198-1232 (344 amino acids)
Biological process (GO): biosynthetic process
Cellular component (GO): cytoplasm
Molecular function (GO): isomerase activity
Source: RefSeq, a predicted model, not a curated record